UUCGAAGUAUUUCAUAGUCACAACACGAAAACUACAUAAAGACUACACUAAAUUAGGUUUAGAAGUUAUGAUAGAUACAUUGGAGGCCAAAAUUUCUGCGCUGAAGCAGAUACUCAUAUAUCAUUAAAAAAAGAUUAUAGAUUAUGUGAAGAAGGAUAUCAAAGGAUAACUUUCAGCUGGUCGGUAGCUCGUUUGUAAAGUAUGUUUAGUAAAUUGCAUUAGGAUAUCCCCAGUCUCUCCUUCGGCGUCUGCAGCAAUCUGACCUGCUGACAAUCUAUAAGUGCUCGCUAAAAUGGACUUUGACCAGCUCGAGUGGUUCAAUAGGACUAACCAUACGUCGUCCCACCAAAAGAGGCAUAUAGGUUUCGCGCAUCCGGUGAAGCCGGAUAGCUGUGAACGAAUCACCUUCUUAGAUAAAGACGAACGUUGUAAAUACGCUCAUAAUAAUCCGUCGUGCAGAGACCAAGUGUUCAUAAUCAACUACAAUGCAUUCUUCUAUUGCACGUGCGACAACGAUGAUCUGCUAAGCCUGGCCUGCAUCAUAUUGCUGCUCGUCGAGUGCGUGCUACUGUUUUGGGCCAUCUACUUCACCACGAUUCGAUACUUUGUGCCAGCUCUAACGCUCAUAGCGCGUAUGCUUAAUAUGAAUGAAUAUGUUGCCGGCGAGACCAUAAUUACCUUGGGCAACAAUGCUCCGGGCAUUUUUGGCAGCGUGCUUGGUCUGACAAAUAAAUCGCGUCACGCUUACUCAGAUACGAUGUCGGUCAGUCUAUUUAUGGGCGUCUUCACAUCUUCGAUAAUUAUGUGGGUGAAGCCCUUUGCCAUCGAUGCCGUUUACUUUGUGCGUUGUGUCGGCUUCGUCGUGCUCUACGUGACCUUUGUGGAUUUUUCAGUUUUCUUGACCAAGGGCUUCCUGACAAUUGGCUGGGCCGUGUCCAUGACACUCAUAUUUCCCAUUUAUCUCACACUUAUACUCUGCGAUCAGUAUAUGCAAAAUCGCAAGGACAGGGAGCACGCGAGUAAUCUGAGGAAUGCUGAAAGUUCCGCUGUACCCGUCACCGGAGAACCUGCGAAUAUCAGAUCGGAAAUGGCUUCACGUUCGCCCAAUGACAAGUUAUUUAGACAGUUCUUUCGCAUCUUCAACACUUUGGACAAAAAUCGCUUCAACAGCGCUUGGACGUUCUGCAAAAUGUGGGCCUUGUUUAAGGUGCUGCCGAUGAUUGUCUUGCGCGUACUGAUACCAGAAAUCUACUUGAAUCAAUCGUCUGAAUCAUAUUCAAAGCUGCUUUGCUGCAUUCAGAUCACCUUAACGCCCACAUUUAUCGUCGUCUUAUUCGUCGAUAAAUUUGAGAGUCUGCGCGGUUGGAAGCUAACUGUGAUUAUUAUGUGUCUGGUCAUUCUACUGCCAUUCUCGUUUAUGGCGUUUUCAUUUUCGCGCACCGAUACGGUGCCGAAAUGGUACAAAUUCACGGAGGCCCUGAAUAUCCUGGGCUGCUUUACGGUUCUCUUUACGAUGACCAUCGAACUGAACGCCUUGCUUGAAGCCGUGGGCAUUGUACUAAGUCGCAGUCACACCUUCAUUGGCUGCACACUCUACACCUGGGGCUCUGGAUGGUCGGAUCUUCUGAUUAAUUUGAACAUGGCUCGGAACGGCUUACCUCGCAUGGCCUACGCUGCUUGCUUUGGCUCCAUUAUAAUCUCUAUCUUCUCGUCAGUUUGCAUACCUUAUCUGUACUCCACCAUAACAUCUCCUCGCAAAGGUGUCGUUUGUUAUGUCACUGAGGGCACUCUUGGCUCCACGGCCUCCUGUUUUCUUGUCACAGCUCUAAUUAUUAAAAUUCUGUAUGCUACUACAACUAACUUUAUGUUGCGUCGAACUGGAGCAUUGCUGGGCGUCGUCUUUUAUUCGCUAUUUCUCAUAUUUUGUUUCUUCAGCGAGUUUGAAAUAGUCCACGCAUAUGGCACGGAUCAUACUCUGGACCACACCCAUUUCGAUGAGAGCUAUAGCAACUGAGCUGAAACAAGUUACCAGGCAAUCGUCAAUCAGUCGAAAUUAAAUCUGAAUAAAUUUGUUGAGCAGCUUAGCUUCAUUUACCACUUGUGCUUAUGUAGACUUGCAAACUAUCAUAAUGUAAUAAACUAUUUUUACGGAAUAUGUCCUAGGGAAAUA
Molecule: messenger RNA, 2170 nt
Organism: Drosophila hydei
Lineage: Eukaryota; Metazoa; Arthropoda; Insecta; Diptera; Drosophilidae
Product: mitochondrial sodium/calcium exchanger protein-like
Exons: 7
Coding region: 293-2014 (573 amino acids)
Biological process (GO): intracellular calcium ion homeostasis; monoatomic cation transport; transmembrane transport
Cellular component (GO): membrane
Molecular function (GO): calcium:sodium antiporter activity
Source: RefSeq, a predicted model, not a curated record